GGUGAGUUUCAAAUAACUGUUGUAAAACUGACAAUAUCCUGAAAACAUCUGAUCUGUUUUGAAAGUACAGUGGUUAAAAUGGACAUGUUUCUGUGUGUGUUUAAUAUGUGUAUUAUUCUGAAGAACAAAAAAUUAAUCUGAAGAUUUCACACACUGAGAGAUUUUUUCACACACAGUGUUCCAGGGCCUGACUUCCAGCACACAGACUGUGGAGCCAACUAUGUUAGUUCCAAAGAGCGUAACAAACCAUUCUGCUAUUAUUCACCCUCCAGGUUUCUACAUCAUUGGAUUUAAAAGUUUUUCCUACAUCAGUGCCUACAUCUUCUUCCUGGUGUUUGUCUAUCUGGUUACAGUUGUCUUUAAUGGUUUACUCAUGUACAUAAUUGCCAUGGACAACAAACUACACACUCCUAAAUUUCUGGCUGUGGUCAACCUGGCAGUGAUUGAUGCCUUGUUGAACACAAGCACAAUCCCUGGUAUGGUUAAGACUUUUGUCCUAAAUGAUAAUUUUGUUCCUUUCAACCUGUGUCUUGUACAAAUGUUUAUUCACUACUCAUGUAUAUGUUUGGAGUCUUAUGCACUUGCUAUACUGGCCUACGAUCGGGUGAUUGCGAUAUCUUUCCCUUUUCGCCAGAAUGUUCUUAACACACGGCCAAUCAUGUUUACUAUUAUAGGUUUAACCUGGUGUUACAGUGUGGGCUUGUUAGCAUACAGCACCAUAAUCAUGACUCGCCUGUCUUUCUGCAGGUCUGUCACAGUGUUCAGUUAUUUCUGUGACUAUGCACCAGUGUUCAGACUGGCCUGUAACGACUACUCUUUACACUGGGCUGUAGCUACAGUGUCGCUAGUAAAUCUUAUAGCUCCCUUUAUUUUUAUUGUCUUCUCCUAUGUCACCAUCAUUAUGACUGUGUUCAGGAUGAAGUCAGUCACCAGCAGGAUGAAGGCUCUCACUACAUGCAUUGAACAUCUUAUCCUUGUUACUAUAUUUUAUUUUCCUUUAUUUAUAAUUUACUUUGUUGGGCUGCUUAUUAAAAGUGUAAAUCCAGACCAGCGUGUGCUGAGUUUGUCCCUGGCCACCUGCCUCCCUCCCUGCAUUAAUCCAAUUGUAUAUUCACUGAAAACAAAAGAGAUUCGAACCAGAGCCGUGCAAAUGGUCAGAAAGCUGAAAAUAAACCCUUAAUAACUCACACAGUGAGGGGUUCAUAACUAACCCCUCACCGCCCCCACACCAUCUAAAUCUUACUCUUAACCCCAAUCUCCAUUUAGUACUGUACAUUUAUGAAGACAUUUAUGAAGACAUGG
Molecule: messenger RNA, 1302 nt
Organism: Cynoglossus semilaevis (tongue sole)
Lineage: Eukaryota; Metazoa; Chordata; Actinopteri; Pleuronectiformes; Cynoglossidae
Product: olfactory receptor 13H1-like
Exons: 1
Coding region: 221-1180 (319 amino acids)
Biological process (GO): G protein-coupled receptor signaling pathway
Cellular component (GO): plasma membrane
Molecular function (GO): G protein-coupled receptor activity; olfactory receptor activity
Source: RefSeq, a predicted model, not a curated record